AUCGCUAGUAAAAAUUCAAUACAGAUUUAAUACAGAUUUUUGCAGAGAUCGCCCAGUAGACUACAAUGUCCUAGUAUACUAAAAAUCAUUACCGCACUAACGAUUAAACCAGAAGAAGGACUCAACCUCGUUAAACUGAGGCUAUAUAUAAGCAUUCACCUGUACUGUCCAUACACACACUCACUCAAAAGUUAACUGCUUAUUCCAGUGAUAAUUGUAAAUAAUGUUUCUGUCGUUUUGCCUCCUUCUCUUUCCUCUUAUUCCAGUGAUCCUUGUGCUGUAUCUGUUCACUCCUUUUGCAAGAUUUUCAUCUGCUUCAAAGACCCACAAAAACCAACCUCCAUCCCCUCGCAAGCUUCCAAUUAUUGGAAACCUUCAUAAAAUAGGCCUAAACCCCCACCGUUCUCUUCUGGCCUUAACCCAAAAACAUGGUCCACUUGUGCUCAUUCAACUUGGCCGUGUACCCGUGCUUGUAGCCUCAUCAGCUGAAGCAGCCCAUGAAAUCUUGAAAACCCAUGAUGUAAUCUUCGCCAGCAGACCCAAAUUAAGUAUCCCUAAUGCACUUACUUAUGGAUCUAAGGACAUAGCGUUUUCUCCAUAUGGAGAGUAUUGGAGGCAGGUGAGGAGCAUUGCUGUGCUCGGGCUUCUAAGCAGUAGACGAGUUCAGUCGUUUCAAAGAGUAAGAGAAGAGGAGACCUGUCUAAUGAUUGACAAGAUUGGAGAAAGUUGCGGUUCUAUAGUUGAUUUAGGCGAGUUGCUAACUAUCUUUACAAACAACGUAGUUUGCAGGGUGGCCUUUGGGAGGAAGUUUCAUGGGGUAAAGUUUAAUGACUUGUUGAAAAGGUUUACAUACCUGCUUGGUGCUUUUUCUGUUGGGAAUUAUAUUCCAUGGCUGUCAUGGGUGGAUCGAUUUAAUGGUUUAGAGGCAAGAACAAAAAAUAUUGCUGUAGAAUUUGAUGAGGUUCUCGAGAGUGUUCUUGAAGAACAUAUAAGUAAGAAAAGAGCAGUGGAAGGCGAUGUUAGUGGUGAAAAUGAAGAAGGCCAAGAUUUAGUUAAUAUCUUAAUCGAUGCUCAAAGAGAACACACUACCACGUCCUUUACUCUUGACAAAGAUGUCAUUAAAGCCGCCAUCAUGGACAUAUUUGCUGCUGGAACUGAUACCACAUCCACAGCCAUAGAGUGGGCAAUCAGCGAGCUAAUAAGACAUCCGAGAGUAAUGAAAAGGUUGCAGAAAGAAGUCACUGAAAUAGCGCAAGGAAAAUCGAUGAUUAGUGAGGAGGAUUUGGAAAAAAUGCAUUACUUACAUGCUGUCAUCAAAGAGACUCUCCGGUUGCAUACUCCACUUCCACUACUCAUUUCUCGACAAUCAACAGAAUAUGUGAAAUUAAUGGGCUAUGACAUUCCAGCGGGUACGCAAGUGAUUAUUAAUGCUUGGGCAAUAGGAAGAGAUCCUUCACUCUGGGAGGAAGCAGAGAAGUUUUGGCCAGAAAGGUUUUUGAAAAGUUCUAUUGACUAUAAAGGGAUGCACUUUGAGUUCCUUCCAUUUGGUGCUGGACGCAGAGGAUGUCCUGGUAUUCAGUUUGCAAUAGUUAUUAACGAGCUUGCUUUAGCAAAUCUUGUGUACAAAUAUGAUUUUGCAGUGCCAGAUGAUAUGAGAGGGGAUGAACUGGACAUGAGUGAGAUCACUGGACUAACACUCCAUAGAAAGUCCGCUUUACUGGUUGUGGCGACUUCUUGCUUCUAGUGGUGCAUUACAUAUGCUUUCGUAACACUAAGUUGUUGACACUUAAUUAGUAAAUAAACGUGAUCAACAUUAUGGAUAAGAUUUUAUUAGUUGAUUUUGUGUAUAGCUAGAAUAUGAAAAGUUUGUCGAGUGAAGAAUCUAGGAAAUGAAGAGUCUUACUAUAA
Messenger RNA from Lactuca sativa (garden lettuce), 1908 nucleotides. Its product is annotated as cytochrome P450 Tp4149. The record is from RefSeq and is a predicted model, not a curated record. NCBI's taxonomy places the organism in Eukaryota, Viridiplantae, Streptophyta, Magnoliopsida, Asterales, Asteraceae. Gene Ontology annotation, molecular function: monooxygenase activity; iron ion binding; oxidoreductase activity, acting on paired donors, with incorporation or reduction of molecular oxygen.